Molecule: messenger RNA, 1517 nt
Organism: Notolabrus celidotus (New Zealand spotty)
Lineage: Eukaryota; Metazoa; Chordata; Actinopteri; Labriformes; Labridae
Gene: echdc1
Product: enoyl CoA hydratase domain containing 1
Exons: 7
Coding region: 134-1069 (311 amino acids)
Biological process (GO): fatty acid beta-oxidation
Cellular component (GO): cytosol
Molecular function (GO): enoyl-CoA hydratase activity
Source: RefSeq, a predicted model, not a curated record
AGCUGAGUAUUACAACAGAAAGUAUCUGCUAAAUGUCUAUUACAGUGUUGUGUUAGGCUGAGCAGCUUUUAACUGUAACCUGUUAAACCAGGGGUUCCCAAACUUUUCAGCCCGCGACCCCCCAAAAUAUAGGAUGGUACUGUGUGCAGUGAGGCAGCAACUCCUGAGCAGAAGCAGCAGCAGAGCAGCAUGGAUCAGGCUGUUGCAGAGUCAGAGCAGAGGCUGUGUGUACUCAAGCAUCCAUGGCUUUAACCAGGAGCAGAUCAAGGAGAAGCUGCAGGCCUUUCCUGGAGGCUCCAUUGAUCUGCUUAAACAGGAGUCAGGUGUCGCUGUGCUGACCAUCAACCACCCCUCCCGCAUGAACGCCUUCUCAGGCAGUAUGAUGGUGGAUCUGGAGGAGAGGGUGAGCCAGCUGGAGAGCUGGACGGAUGGCAAAGGCCUCAUUGUUCAAGGUGCUGCAGGAACUUUCUGCUCUGGAUCGGACCUCAAUGCUGUCAGGGCGAUUUCUAACCCACAGGAUGGGAUGAAGAUGUGUAUGUUCAUGCAGAAUACGUUAACCAGACUACUCCGGCUGCCUCUGAUCUCUGUUGCUCUGGUGGAGGGGAGAGCACUGGGAGGGGGUGCAGAGCUCCUCACUGCUUGUGAUUUUAGGUUAGUGGCACCAGGAAGUGUGAUCCAGUUUGUCCAUAAACACAUGGGUCUGGUCCCAGGCUGGGGCGGCGCUGCUCGACUAGUACACAUCGUCGGAAGCCAGCAUGCACUAAAACUACUCGGUGGUGCUCUAAAAGUGGAUCCAGAACUUGGCCUGCAGAUUGGACUGGCAGAUGGAGUCCUGGAGGCCCCCGAGGUAGAGGAGGGUGCCGGGUCUCUCCUGCAGCAGGCUGAUAACUGGCUCAGUCGUUACACGAAAGGACCUGCACCGGUGAUCCGGGCUGUGAAGAAGGUGGUGUUGUCAGGCAGAGAGCUCCCACUGUCUGAGGCUCUGAGGACUGAGAAGGAUGUUUUUGGGACAGUUUGGGGCGGGCCGGCUAACCUGAAGGCUCUGGCCAGCAAGCCAAAUCACAAAUGAGCAUCUGUGUUGAUUAUCAUCAGAGCCUGUGACGACAGCUGAGAGGUCAAGCUGAGACUUUUUGAAGAGGCCUGUUACAGUACAGAGUACAGAAAAGACUGAGUCAUCACUGGAAUCAAUACCUGUACAUUGGUCUGCAGUGAGCUGAGCACAUUUAUAAAGACAUUUUGAUGUAAUUGGAGAUGUUGUGUUGAAAAGGUUCACUUGAUGUGAAAGGGUUUUCUCUUUAUGUUAAGGCCUUAAAAUUCAGCCUCUUAUACAACAAUAAGUUAUCAUUUUCGGUACAUUAUUUUUGAGUACUCACAACAGUGUGUAUUGUGUUUCAUACUUGAACGGUUGUAACUUAUCUCUUUGGAAUAUCUGUGCCAUGUUUUGCCUGACGGCCACGAGAUUAGGAUUUAAAAAAGUAUAAACAGUGAUACUAAUAAAGACAGAUGCAGUGUUUGAA